AUGGCGAGUCGCGCUGCAGCACCUAGACGCGUUCCUGAAAAUGAAGCUGCAAUUACAUAUGUGCAGUGCGAUGGAUUGGCGGUGAUGAAAAUAGUAAAACACUGCCAUGAGGAGUCUUACAGUAAUAUGGAAGUAGCGCAAGGUGCUCUGCUUGGACUGGUUGUGGAAAACCGUCUAGAAAUCACCAAUUGCUUUCCUUUUCCCAAACAUGAUGAAGCCAUGGAUGAAGAGGAGUAUCAAUUGGAUAUGAUGAGAAGACUCCGUCGUGUCAAUGUUGAUCACUUUCAUGUUGGAUGGUAUCAAAGUGCAGAUGUCGGCAACUUCUUGAGUAUAUCAUUACUGGAGUCACAAUAUCAUUAUCAGACAUCGAUUGAAGAGAGUGUCGUCGUCAUUUACGACACUAAAAAGUCUGCUAGAGGGUUCUUGACUUUGAAGGCAUACCGUUUGACUCCUCAGGCAAUAGCCAUGUACAAAGAGAGAGACUACACACCAGAAGCCCUGCGCAACUUAAAGAUUGGCUAUGAGAGUUUAUUCAUUGAAGUGCCUAUAGUUAUACGCAACUCGCCUCUCACUAACAUCAUGAUGUCAGAACUGUCUGAGAUGAUCCCGGAGGAAGAGGGCUCAAAGUUCCUGGACCUUGGAACUGCUUCGGUGCUGGAAGGUCAGUUACGUAGUCUGAUGGAGCGUGUAGACGAGCUAAACCAAGAAGCCAUUAAGUUCAACCGCUACCAACAGCUGGUAGUUCGUCAACAACAAGAUAAACACCGCUGGCUUCUCAAGCGGGCUCAAGAAAAUGCUGCAAGGGCAGCUAAAGACGAACCCCCACUACCUGAAGAAGAUGUGAAUAAGCUAUUCAAGCCCCAUACAGUCCCACCUAGGUUAAGCCCCAUGAUUGUAGCGGGACAAAUCAAUACAUACAGUCAGCAUAUAAGCCAAUUCUGCUCCCAAAGCCUGGCCAAGUUAUAUCUGACCCAAGCACUCCAAAAUGCUAAGGAAACGAAGCAGAAUAUU
This is a messenger RNA of Brenthis ino (lesser marbled fritillary), 1011 nucleotides long. The record is from the annotation of a GenBank genome assembly. NCBI's taxonomy places the organism in Eukaryota, Metazoa, Arthropoda, Insecta, Lepidoptera, Nymphalidae.